CUUGUCACCUUAGCUGACAUUUUGAACACGUUUUAUGUAUAUUUGUGUGGCGGAAAUCCAUAUAUAUGAUAGUUUACCAAUAACAUAAUCAAUAUUAGUUUUAACUUCGCUGGUAUGUUCCAAUUUUUGUGACCAAGCUAGCUUUUUGAGCUAAAAUGGCUUACCUUAGGUCAUAUGUGUUUGUUAGGCGGAUUUUUGUGUGGCCUAAGCUGUCUUUUUCAUCUCAUUUUUCAUCUUUUUCAUCUCAAGGCACUACCCCUACUGUUCAGGUAACACCACCAGUGAAAAACCGUAAAAAGAAAAGGCACAAGAAGCCCCUCUUGGUUGAUAAUGUUUCCUGGGAGGAAAGGCUGUCCUCUGUGGUCACCCCUCUUUGGAAGCUAAGUUACGACGAGCAGUUGGAACUCAAGCAAAAACACCAGGAGAAGAUCCUGGCAGAGCUAUCUGGAUAUCUUCAUUCCCAAUGUCCUCCCGGAGAGAUCAGCUUCCCAGUCUUGCCUAUCCCGCCGUCCCCAGUUAGGGAUGCCUACCGCAACAAGUCCACCUUCUCCGUCAACAAGGGCGUGGAUGGAAAUCCAAAGACGGUUGGUUUUUACGUGGGAAGAGGCAGGGAUGGGAAUAUCGUCUGCGUCAAUGGAGACCAUCUACUCAACAUGCCAGAAAAGCACAAGCAAGUGGCGAGAUGCUACCAGGAGUUCAUCCGACGCUCUCCCUUGGAGCCAUGCCUCCUCUUCCACGCUGGGGGUCACUGGAGGGAGGUCACGGUGAGGACCAACGUGGCGGGCCACACCAUGGCUGUUGUGUAUUUCCACCCGCAGGAACUCACAGAAGACGAGGUUGCGGUCCACAAAGCAGAGUUGGUGGAGUUCUUCACGACAGGUGAGGGAUCGGUUUGUCAGCUGGACUCGCUUUUCUUCCAAGAGAGUGCCAUGACCCGCUGCACGCAUGAGGACUCGCCUUACCAGCUCCUGUAUGGUUGGACGCACAUUCAUGAGGAGGUGCUGGGCUUCCGCUUCCGCAUCUCCCCCGACGCCUUCUUCCAGGUGAACCAGGCCGCCGCUCACGUGUUGUACAGCACCGUGAGAGACCUAUGUGUCCCCAUUUCGGAGGACAAAGGAGGAACUCUCCUCGACGUGUGCUGUGGGACAGGUGCCAUGGGCAUCACCGCGUUCCCCAAAGUGGAGCGACUGAUCGGCGUGGAGCUCAUCGAGCAGGCCGUGGAAGACGCCAGACACAACGCCGCCCUCAAUAACCUCCGCAACUGUGAGUUCAUAUCUGGGAAAGCAGAGCUCGUCCUCCCCGGCCUCGUGUCCCAGUUGAGCUGUAAAGAAGGGGGGCGUCUCACGGUGGUGGUGAACCCUGCCCGCGCCGGCCUCCAUCACCGCGUGAUCAGGGCCUUGCGAAACCAAGCCGCCGUCCGCCGUCUGGUCUACGUGUCCUGUAAACCAGACGGCGAGGCGAUGAGGAACUUCAGGGAGCUUUGUUGUGCGCCCGACCCCAAGCGGAAACUCACAGGGGAGGCUUUUUCUCCAAGCGUGGCGGUGCCCGUGGACAUGUUUCCACACACACGGCACUGUGAGCUGGUGAUUCUCUUUGAGAGGUAGCCAAUCGCGUUUUUUGGCAUAACUCAUCCUGCCAUGUUUUUAUGGACCGUGCCUCACACACCGAGUUGGGACGAGGGAAGGGUGUCCAAAGUCCAAAAAUUAGCGUGUCCAAAAAUUACAUUUAACAAGAAAAUGUAAAAAAACACAACAGCAAAUAAGCAGUGAUUUUAAGAAUGAAGUCAAAAUAUUAGGAGAGAAAAGUUGUACUCUAACAAGAUAAAGUAACAAUUUUACUAGAAUUUGGGACUAUUAUGAGGAAAAAUAACUAUCCUAGUUACACAAAGCUGAAAAAUUAAAGAAAGAUGUUAAUUUUGAAGUUGAAUUGCAAUAUUAUGAGAAACAAAACAAUGAAAAAAGUUGUAGUUUAUGGAAAGUUAGGUUGUGAAAAAAGUUGCGGGAAUAAAGUCAUAAUUACAGGACGAAAAUGUUCAAGAGGAAAGUUAAAAUAGUUGGAAAUUUAAAAUAAAAAAACAGCAGUAAAUAUGGGUAUUGAGUUAUUUCUUGAAACAUAUCCUUUCACUUUUCAGUACACGGCCCCGCUGGGUUAGGGUUAGGGUUAGGAUUCGGGGGUUUGGGUUGGGGUUAGGCCUUCCCGUAACUGUUCCCACACAUUUAAGAGCAUAAAUGUGGUUAAAAUGUCUUUGAAACUUGAAUAACUGAAGGUGCUGAUGAAUGGUUUAUUUUUAGAGGGGUGGCCUUCAGCUGCUGUAACCUUAUUUGUACACUAGAUGGCGGUGAAACUCUUCCUCAUGCCAUGUCUUCAAGGCGUUGUUAUACUUGUGCUUAACGUAAAUGAUUCCCCCCCCCCCCCCCCCCCUUUUGGACUUGUGUUCUAUCUUGGCCAAGAUGAAGGUCCAGACCUUGUUGGGCUGCCCCGGUCUGACCACAGUUCAUGUCAGACUGAAUUUAAUAUUACACAACCCCAUGGGCUGUUGAACCGAAGCUCCGGGCGAGUGGGACUAAAGGUCACAGACCGCCGGUGGCCAUGUCUCCUGUCUCCAAGGAGUCAGAAAGCUAUUGUCACUGCUCUAUGACAUCAUGGGGUUACUUGCGUUUGCAGCCUCUUGCAAAAUGUUCGUCUGCUGUUUUGAGCCAUUUUGUAAAUAAACUUUGCGGCAAUCUACCCCCCUGUGGGUUUGAUUUCAUAAUUGGCAGCGGCUAUCACAGUGCUUGGGGAACUCUAAAGGCAGCAAUAAAGCAAGGAAUAUCCUUCACUGUGAGGGCCACAUUGUGAAAAAUGAAAAGAUGCAAGGGCCAUUUGGAUAUUUCCCACAAAUUAAAUAUCAGCGUGCCACAACACAACUGAACACAAAAUUCAGUUUUGAAGUUAAACUUUUUAUUAUGAAGGUAUAUAACAAACCCAAAGCUCCAUGUCCCUGUGUGAAAAAGUGAUUGCCCCUAAAGCUAAUAAGUGGUUUGACCACCAAUAGCAGAAACAACUGCAAUCAAACGUUUGUGCUAACUUGCAAUGAGUCUCUUCCAGGAACAUGGACGAGGAAACGAAAGAUCCACGUCUCUGUCGCGGCUGCUAAGUACAAUAUGGCAAAGUCGACAACACCGCUAAAAGAACAGAUGCUAGAAGACCCUGAGAAAGUGAGCCGUGUUAAGGUGAAGACCCUUUAUUAUAUUAUAUCUGACCUUUAACUCUUACAUUUAAUUAUAGUUCCUAAAGGUUUUAGGAUGGUGACCGUUCGACCCAUUUUUAUUGCUUCCUGUGGGAAAUUGAUUUUAAUGAGGCUCCACUGUUAUGUUGUGUUUUUUUUUUUUGCACUGUUUCAGUGUCAGUGCACUAAAAGCAACAUAUUAAACGACAGGCUCGUAAUGUACAACUCAUGUGGCCACCCUGUGCUGCAAAUGUCACUUAUUGACUUCCUGUCAGUGAGCUUACGCUACGUAAUGAUGACAUCACAUUUCCUUUGCAUUGAAAUGACAUGAUAGUACAUCAUAUUUUCAUUUAUUAAAAUUCAACCACAGCAACCAACAAACAUUACCUGGGAAAAAUCCCCUUUUGAUGUAAAAAACAACAACAGGUUGCACAGUUGCUCAAAGGGUGACAACUGAGCCAAAUGAGUCAUUUGUUUCGACUCAGUAAAAGAAUCGGAUAUUUCUGUUCCCAAACGAAAACAACAAUUUCAUAGCAAAAUAGGUGUCAAAUGAAUUGAUCAUGUAACAACACAAUGAGAACCAAUUAUAUUGUUGAU
Molecule: messenger RNA, 3805 nt
Organism: Doryrhamphus excisus (bluestripe pipefish)
Lineage: Eukaryota; Metazoa; Chordata; Actinopteri; Syngnathiformes; Syngnathidae
Gene: trmt2b
Product: tRNA methyltransferase 2B
Biological process (GO): RNA processing
Molecular function (GO): tRNA (uracil(54)-C5)-methyltransferase activity, S-adenosyl methionine-dependent; RNA binding
Source: RefSeq, a predicted model, not a curated record